AUGUGGCACCCGACGCUGGUGGCCGAGGCGCUCUUUGCCAUCUCCAACAUCUUCAGCUCCCUGCGGCUCAUCGCCCUCUUCACGGCCAACUCUCACCUGGGGCCUCUGCAGAUCUCUCUGGGACGGAUGCUCCUGGACAUCCUCAAGUUCCUCUUCAUCUACUGCCUGGUGCUGCUGGCCUUCGCCAACGGACUCAACCAGCUCUACUUCUACUACGAGAGCGACGGCGAGAACGGCUGCAAAGGCAUCCGCUGCAAGGAGCAGAACAACGCCUUCUCCACGCUUUUCGAGACGCUGCAGUCCUUGUUCUGGUCCAUCUUCGGCCUCAUCUCGCUCUACGUGACCAACGUGAAGCCGGACCAUGAGUUCACCGAGUUCGUGGGCAGCACCAUGUUCGGGACCUACAACAUCAUCUCUCUGGUGGUUCUGCUCAACAUGCUGAUCGCCAUGAUGAACAACUCCUACCAGCACAUCGCCUGGUGUUACGCAUACAGAGCAGGACGCUCCCACACACGUCUGCCCUUCAGCUCAGGCUGCUGUCAUUUCAUCCUCUGGGCGGGGAGUGAAACGCAGAUUACCGCUGUCUAUAAGUGA
This is a messenger RNA of Knipowitschia caucasica, 594 nucleotides long. The record is from the annotation of a GenBank genome assembly. NCBI's taxonomy places the organism in Eukaryota, Metazoa, Chordata, Actinopteri, Gobiiformes, Gobiidae.